AUGGCCCAUUCUCCCCGUCCCCGCAUCGUGCUGGAACUUCAUCAGCCCCCUCAAAAGUCCAUUUUAUUUCCGCAGCAGGAGCGGCGGCGGAGGCCGAAGCCCGAGGCCCUUGCGCCUGCGCGCGCCGGAGGGAGGGCGCAGUGCUGGGAGCCCGUGCAGUCCUGCGCUGGCCUCUGUCGACCACGCGUGCUUUUCCCUCCGACCGUUUCGCUUGAAACUGUCCAGUUUGCUCUUCCGGGCGGAGAGUUGACUUGGAUCUGUUCUAAGUGUGGGUCCUUUCUGAUCACCGUCCGAGCGCAAUUUGGAACCCGUCGUGAUUCUGCUGGCCAGCUAAACUAUAUAGAUCCAGCUACUGGCUAUACGGUGCUCACACAGCUUGCCCACUUGCAGAGAGGCAAAUGCUGUGGCUGUGCCUGCAGACACUGUCCAUAUGGUCAAGUCAAUGUUAAGGAUCCAUUGAAAAGGAAGAAAUUCAACUCAUACUUUUAUGUUUGACAACAAUUUUAUCUCUGUUCUCCAUCUAAUUGAGCCUAUGUUUAAAAAAAAAAAAACCACCUCUAAUCCGAAUUGCUUUCUGUGCGGUUAGUCUUUGAGCACUAGUUUAAUCAUAAGUACAUAUAUUAAAAGAACAUCAAUAAAAUGAAAAAGCCAGCAAA
Messenger RNA from Suricata suricatta (meerkat), 656 nucleotides. It is a transcript of the gene C3H1orf53, whose product is annotated as chromosome 3 C1orf53 homolog. The record is from RefSeq and is a predicted model, not a curated record. Bases 1 to 495 code for a protein of 164 amino acids. The transcript has 4 exons. NCBI's taxonomy places the organism in Eukaryota, Metazoa, Chordata, Mammalia, Carnivora, Herpestidae.